AUGUCGGUCGCGCUCGAAGGGCCACUCGUGUCUAUUCUACAGGAUACUACUAACACGGCAGAUGUCACCGAAGAACAUACUAUUCACAAUGGAGAUGCCCACCUGGCAGGAAAAGAGCUCUUUGUGCACGAGAGUGGCGUUGAACACGCCCCCAACGGUGUAGCAGCCGCCGAGGAAAAAGCAGAGGAGCAUGAAAGCCUGGCGUCCCGAUUCGCAGAGCAGAUCGAAGCCAUGGUCGAAGAAGUAAAGGAGCUGAUCUCUGGUGAGGACCACGAGACGUCAGCUGAGCCCGAGGAGAGCGGCCCCGACGCUGAGGCAAGCCAGUCUGUCGAGGAGGCCGCUGAGGUGCUGGCAGACGAGUCCGCAGAUGCUGCGGUCGUUGAUGAGGCUAUUGCCGCCGAUGAGCACACGACUACAACUGAGGAACAUGCUGAGCCUGUACUAGAACUUGAGGCUACAUCAGAGGACGCUGUAUCAGUGCACGUAGAAACUGAGACCUCCGAGGAGGCGCUCGCCGAGUCUGCAGACGUGCCGGCAGCUGACGCUGAGGAGCUCGUCGUCGCUGAAGAGGCCGCCAUCGCUGAAGAGGCCGCCAUCGCUGAAGAGGCCGCCAUCGCUGAAGAGGCCGCCAUCGCUGAAGAGGCCGCCAUUGCUGAAGAGGCCGCCGAGUCCGAACCCGCCGAGGUCGCUACAGAGGCCGAAUCGUUCGCUAUUGAUGAGGAACCAUCAAUCGAGGAGGCUGUUCUAGCUGCCGCCGCCGAAGAGUCUGUCCCCCUGGAACCCACUGCUGCGGAAGAGCCUGCCGAGAUCGUGCUCGCUCCGGAGGAAGAGCUGGCUAUCACUGAAGAAACAGCGCCGGAGGCGUUUGCCGCGGAAGUUGAGCCCUCGCCGGAGUCCGCAGCAGAGGAAGUCAGGGAGGUCGUCACAGAGUUUGUGGAGAGUAUCCUUGAGGCCGUGGAAGAGGCGACGCCUGCUCCGGAAGAGGCUGCGCUGGCAGAGGAGCCCGAGAUCGUCGAGGAGAUCGCUGUGCUCGCAGAAGAGCCUACACCUGUCGAAGAGGUAGUGCUUGCAGGGGAGGCAGAGUUCGCAGAGGAACCCACGCCCGCAGAGGAAUCUACAAUUGCAGAGGAAUCCACACUCGCGGAGGAAUCUGUGCUCAUAGAGAAAUCCGCGCCCGCAGAGGCUGAAGCUGCGCCAGCCGAUGAAUCCGCGCCAGUCGAGGAAGCGGUGCUGCUCGAGGAAGAUGCUGUCGAGCCUGUGUCAGUCGAGGAGCAGGUUGCUGAGACGAUUCUUACUGACCAGCUGGCAAUCGAGGCCGAGGAGGAUGUCGUCCCUGUGGAGGAAGCCGUAGUCGAGGUGGAGGAGACUACCGUCGAGGUGGAUGAACCUGCCGCCGAGGCCGAGGAAUCUGUCGUCGAAGUCGAGGAAUCUGUCGUCGAAGUCAAGGAACCUGUCAUCGAGGAAACCACCAUCGAGGCGGAGGCUAUUGUCGCUGCGGAGGAAGCCGUCGUACCUGCCGAGGACGAUACCGUUGCAGAGGAGACAGACGUAGCUGAGCCCCAACCCGUGGAAGAAGUCGACGAAGUCGUGACCGAGGCAGAGGUCGUGGUCGAAGAAGCGGCGCCUGUCGAAGAGGUUGUUACUCCAGAAGAGACUAUAGUGGUUGAAGAGGCUGCCGUUGUCGAAGAAGCUCCUCUUGUUGAAGAGGCCAUCCCCCUCGAAGAAGCUUCUCUUGCCGAAGAGGUUGCCGCCGUCGAAAAAACUGCCCUCCUCGAAGAAGUUGCCACUGUUGAGGAGGUUACCCCCAGCGAAGAGCAUGUCGCCGUCGACGAGCCCGCACCCGUUGACUCUGCACCAGUAGAAGAGGAGGUUGCAGAAGUCUUGCUAGUCGAGGAGGAUGCCUCCGCAGAAGACGUGCCGGUAGAAGAGGCUGCAGCCGAUGCAGCACCUACAGAUGAAAUCCUCAUCGCGGAGGAGCCCGCGCCAGCAGAGGAGAAUGUAGUCGAGGAGGUGGUGUCAGAAGUAACGGCGGCCGUCGAGACUGCUUUUGAAUUCGCUGCUGAAGCAAUUGCGGGUAUGACAGCCGAGGUCGAAGAAACCAUCGUGGAACAGGACCCUCCCACCGAGGAAGCUGCGGAGGAGCCUGCCCCAGUGGAAGAGCCUACCCCUGUGGAGGAGCCUGCCUCCGUGGCUGAACCUAACACUGUGGAAGAAUCUGUGUCUAUCGAGGUGACGGCACAUGCUGAAGAACCUGACCUUGUCGAAGAGGUUGCACCUGUCGAAGAGACCGAAUCUGUCGAAGAGACCGCACCUGUUGAAGAGGCCGAGCCUGUAGAGGAAGCCGCGCCGGUGCCAGAGGCUGUCGUGGAAGAGGCUGCAUCCUCGGAGGAAGUUACUGUUGCGGAGGAGUCCGCACCAGCAGAAGAGACCAAGGACGAUGGGAUUGUCUCAGAGGUGGUUGACGCGAUCGAGACGGUCGUGGAGGUUGUCGCUAUCGUGGAGGCUGUCUCGGAGAUCGCAGCCGCGGUUGAAGACGUCCUCACGGAGCAGGAAACUCCGGCCGAGGAAGCUCCUGUCGUAGAGGAGGCUUCAUCAAUCGAGGUCGCUGCUGUCGAAACAGCAUCUGCAGAGGAAACCGUCGUCGCUGUGGAAGCAGUGCAAUCUGAGGAGGCAGCUGUCACAGAAGAGGCCGCUGAAGUCGAGGAGGCAGUCGUCGCAGAAGAGGCCAUUGAGGUCGAGGGUCUCCCCGUCACGGAGGAGGCUGCCACAGUCGAGAUAACCACCGUUUCCCAAGAACCCGAUGCAGCGCAGGAGCAAACAGCGCCUGCUGUGGAGGCUGAUGAAGUAGAGGCUGUGGUUGAGAUUGCACCGCAAGAUGAAGUCGUUCUUGAGGAGGAAGCUGCCCCUGAGGCAAUCUUGGAACCCGAAACGGUCACAGAAGUUGUUGCGGAAGUAGUCGCCGAGGAACCUCCUUCGGAAGAGCCUACUGCUGUUGAGAGCGUCCCUGUUGAAGAAACAGUGGUCACUGAGGCAGUGCAGGAAGAAAUCCCUGUUGAAGAACCUGCAGCACAGGAUGUUACGGAAGACACCUUCGAAGUCCCGGCGGAUGAGGAGACCGUUGACGUUAUUGAGGCUACAAUUGCCGAGCCUACUAAAGUAUCUGUUCCCGAGCAAGAACCCUAUGCGGAGACAGCGACCACAAUCACCGAUGCAAUUCACGAGGCUGUAGCUGAAGUUGUGGAAGUUGUUGUGGAAGCAAUAGAAGCGAGUAACGAACCGGAAACAACAGCUAUCCCAGAGCCGGAAUCUGAGCCAGAAGUUGCUGAGGUAGCAGCUCCGGAGACAACAGACACAGCAGACGAAGUCACGGUCGAAGACCAAGCUCCUGAGGAAGGCCCUGUCGUGACCGAGACACAUGUUGAAGAGACAGCUGCUCCCGAUGAGAUUAUCGCUGAGCAGGAGGACCAAACCAACGUGGUUGCAACGCCCGGCGAUGAAGAGGCUCCCACAGAACAUGCAGAACAACACGUGGUUGAGCAUGAGGUAGAGGCGCCUACGUCGAACGUUGUUGAUGCAGAAGCUGAAGUCGCCGCCGAAAUCGUUGUUGCUGAAGUGGCAGAGGCAGCAACAGAAGGUUCGGCAGAGAUUGCGACAUCUAUCGAGCAGACGGAGGCCACUGAAGAAGGGAGUAUCACCGACGAUGCUCCUACUAUUGCUAUCACCGUUCCCGAGCCUCAGAGCGACGACGUUGAGAUCACCACUGAUGUUCCAAUCGUGACACUUGACGCCGCCGAACGACCCAAAUCGCCCUGGACUCCGUCAUACAGUGUUAUCAUGCAGGGUCCCGGUGUGGGGGCUCCUGAAGCGGAGGAUAGCGAGGAAAUCGCGGAGCUGGAACAGCUCCCGCCUUCAGCCGAUGAAACCGCUGUUGAGAGUGUCGUCAUUACCGUCGAGGUUCCAGAGAUCCACACGGAACCUGUCGCUGAAGAGCCUGCGACAACGCUAUCAGAAACCACCGCGGAGAACCCCGCGGUCGACACACCAAAAUCCUCUCCAUGGGUUCCAUCAUAUUCCGUCAGCUCUCAAGGUGCAAGCCCCCUGCACUCGCCGAAUGUGGCGGCUAUUGCCGAGGCUGAGCUUGAGCUUGUGGAGCCUCUUGAAGCUCAGGCAGCUGUCGAAGUCACAGAGACAAUCAACGAGCAGGCACCAGAGGUGGAGCAUAUUGAAGAAGUCGAGGUUACCACGACGGAUGUCGUCGAGGGAGUGCCAAGCAUUGAGAUUGUCGCAGAAGCUCCUUCGGAAGAGCCUACUGCCGAGCCAUCAGUGGUGGUCACCGCCGAAGCCGAUGCUACUGAGAUAGAGGAAGCAGUGCUCUCAGAAACAUCUAUCGUCUCUAAUGCAGACGAACGGCCGAGGUCUCCCUGGAUCCCUUCAUAUUCUGUCAACUCGCAAGGAUCAACUCCCCUUCAUACACCUCGCGUUACCGAGGACGUGGACGUGGAAGAAUUGCAACCAUUAUCUUCGCCCGUGCCAGACAAUGUCGAAGUGCCAGCCGAGGAACCAUCACCUGAGACUAUCGCGGUAGAUACCGUGGAGGCGGAAAUUCAAGAAGAAGCUGAGGUGAUUACUAAUGAGGUCGUGGAGAGUACUAUUGUGAUACCACAGGUCGUGUUGACGGCCGAGAUCACUGAGGCCUCUUUGGAAGACGCUCCUCAGUCUAUUCCCGUUCUGUCAGAUGCUCCGGUUGAGAUAGAGAGACCCAAGUCGCCCUGGACACCAUCGUACUCUGUCAUAAGACAGGGCACCACUCCCCUAGCUAGUCCGGUCGUUGGUGAUGACAAAGAACUCGAAGAGAUCGAGCAGUUACCACCUGCUGUCGAAGUUCAAGAGACUGUGAUAACUGCGGAGCCCGAGACCGUCGACGAGCAGCCUACGGUCAUUGUACAGCCUGCCGAACCAUCCGUCGAGGAGAUCGUGGAGGUGGUUGAAGAGAGGCCUGAGCGUCCUUGGACACCCUCGUAUUCAGUGACUACCCAAGGUCCUGGAACGCCCAACGGGAAGACGCAUGAGAUUGAGGACACCGACGAUGUUUUAGACAAUGGCCCGCAAGUCUUUCCAUCAAGCGAGGGUUCUGCACCCGAUACCAGGAGCAUUGCUACUAAGCCGAGCUUGGCUAGGUUGGCCACGGUGGACGAGCACGAGCAGAUCAAGAUUGACCUCGACGGUCAGUCUCUUGACACUUUGACUUCUCCCGUCACCGCGCGCGCACGACUCGAAUCAACGACCUCUUCGCGGUUCUUCCCAGGUGGCUGGUUCUCUAGCGCACCCAAAUCCGCAGAAGAAAACCGGAUGUCCCUCGAGAAUGCCGCGGGCGAGUUCUCGAGCCCGACGGGUAUGAAAGACUCACCCGCACUGGAAGUGCCGACAAACACCCCCAUCGACGGCGUUAUCGACGAGAAGAAGAGAGGAAAGUGGUGCAUCAUUAUGUGAUACAGUGUUCCGGUGCAUUAUUUUGUGAUACAGUGUAUUCGUGCUUCAAGUUAUUUCUAACGACUUUACGACCUGACGAUGUUCUUAUUUUCAUACACACUACUCCUUCGCUUUUUUGCAUAUACCUUCUGUGAGAUCUCAUCUUCGCGGUUCUAGGAUGCUAUGCGCAGCUUUCGUCAUUCAGCUGUAUAUUCCUGUUGAUAUAAUCCAUCGUCCCCAAAA
Messenger RNA from Postia placenta MAD-698-R-SB12, 5712 nucleotides. RefSeq lists its product as hypothetical. Gene Ontology annotation, molecular function: ATP binding; metal ion binding. The transcript is spliced from 10 exons. Lineage: Eukaryota; Fungi; Basidiomycota; Agaricomycetes; Polyporales; Adustoporiaceae. Bases 1 to 5490 code for a protein of 1829 amino acids. The record is from RefSeq and is a predicted model, not a curated record.